This is a messenger RNA of Penicillium longicatenatum, 3366 nucleotides long. RefSeq lists its product as uncharacterized. The coding region runs from base 1 to 3366 and encodes 1121 amino acids. Gene Ontology annotation, molecular function: nucleotidyltransferase activity. Gene Ontology annotation, biological process: RNA 3'-end processing. The record is from RefSeq and is a predicted model, not a curated record. Lineage: Eukaryota; Fungi; Ascomycota; Eurotiomycetes; Eurotiales; Aspergillaceae. The transcript is spliced from 3 exons.
AUGGUCUCUCAUAUCGAUGGGAAUACCAAGUGUUCCCACCAGCCUGGUGACAUCGCACCGAUAGCAUCGGAUCAGCCUUCCACCAUGGCAGCAUGGAGUCCGCAGACCGAUGCGCCUGACCCUCGAGAACGUCCUGCAUUAAACUCCCAGCAAUCGAACUCCCUCCCCUCAACCCCUUACCAACAUGCGCGCAACCUCUCUUUCCACUCCCGGUCGCCGUCCCCCGUCCGCGGAAGCACCUCACCUCGAUCGACCCACUCCGAGUCGACCCAUCUUCCUCGGAAACCGCUCGGGGCUUGUAAAUAUGAAACGGCAAUGUCUUUCUUCCGAAGACGAAUACCAUAUAAUCUUGGAACGGAUAUAUUGCCGGAGGAGAAGGAGGGCUUGAAAGAGAAGUUAGAGCCGGAGGAGGAGCAGAAAAUGACGACAGACAUAAUGGACCUGUACGAUCGAUUAUUACCGUCCGCCGAGAGUGACGAUCGAAAGCGGCAGCUGGUACGGAAAUUGGAGAAGUUGUUCAACGACCAGUGGCCCGGGCAUGAGAUCAAGGCCAAUGUGUUUGGUUCGUCGGGGAAUAAGUUGUGCUCAAGUGACUCGGAUGUUGACAUUUGCAUCACAACCAACUUUAAGGAACUGGAACAUGUGUGUUUAUUAGCGGAGGUUUUGGCGAAGCAUGGAAUGCAACGAGUUGUCUGUGUUUCGCAUGCGAAAGUGCCGAUUGUGAAAAUCUGGGAUCCGGAGCUAAAGUUGGCAUGCGACAUGAACGUCAAUAAUACCCUGGCUUUGGAAAACACUCGCAUGAUUCGGACGUAUGUUGAUGUUGAUGAACGGGUUCGGCCAUUGGCGAUGAGUGUCAAGCACUGGACAAAACGUCGAACCCUCAACGACGCCGCCCUGGGAGGCACAUUAAGCUCAUACACCUGGAUCUGCCUGAUUAUCAACUUUCUGCAGACCAGGAACCCGCCGAUUUUGCCUAGUCUUCAAGCACGCCCUCACAAGAAGAAAGUAACGUCCGAUGGUUUAGUUUGUUCAUUUGAUGAUGAUUUGAAGGCAUUGAACGGGUUUGGGCGAAAGAACAAGCAAUCAGUGGGAGAGUUGUUCUUUGAGUUCUUCCGGUAUUAUGGGCAUAUGAUCAACUAUGAGCAGAACGUCAUCUCCGUGCGGGAAGGUACUUUGAUCUCAAAAGAGGGUAAGGGCUGGCACUUGCUUAUGAACAAUCGCCUCUGCGUGGAAGAACCAUUCAGUAUUUCUCGGAACUUGGGCAAUACGGCUGAUGACACGUCAUUUCGGGGUCUGCAUUUGGAACUAAGGAGGGCGUUCAAGUUCGCUGCAAAGGGCGAUUUGGAUGGAUGCUGCGAGCAGUACGAGUUUCCCAAAGAAGAAGAGCGGACUUGGGAACGACCUCCGCCUCAACCAAGACCGAUCAUCGCUGCACCCACCCGUGGGGGUCAACGAGGUGGACGUGGAGGUGGCCGGUUCCCCCAUCAGGGCUACCGAGGAGGAAUUGGUGGUCGUCGGACCUCCAACACGGGGAACAAGGGCAAUAGUACCUUCAGGCAGCCGAGUACGACGAAUGCAAAUGACCUGUCUUUACAGGCCCAGCAGCAGGCCCAGUACCUGUUGCACAAUGAGCUUUAUCAGCAGAUCCAGCUUUUGCAGGCACAAGAGCAGGAAUUGAGGAUGCAGCUACACAACCAGGCACUGAUCACUGGGCGCCCUCCACCGGUGUUCCUCCGCCAGUCAUUAUUCCCAUUCGCCGUACCUCAGCAACCUGAAUUCUCUGCGGAUGAGGACUCAAGGUCAAGAUCUGGAACGGUGAAUCAUCCGCCGCUUACUCCCUCACAUCGGCCACAUCAACCCUUCUUCGCCCCAACCUAUGCUUCAGUCAGUGCUUCUGGCACACAGGGAAGCUCUACGAAUCCUUCAUCGCCUUCUACGACUGCCGCCGUUCCUGAUCUUCGCCGAAGCCCCCGAAGAUCAUCUGCUGUAAGCGCUUCAGCUAAGGGAUCUGGAUCUCUUCGGGCGCAGUCGCAACCUGCUCGACCGCAAGAUUCACCGUCUUCGCAGACCUUCCCACCUCUUUAUACGAUUCCACAGCUCUUGGACACUUCCUUAGGCUCCACGCAGCGCCCAGCUCCAGAGUCAUCAGAAGGCGGAGAAGGCAGUAGCGAUGAAAAUACGAUGGCGCCAAACAGCCUCCCCAGUAACGAGUCUCGCUCUGGCUCGGUAGAUGAAAACCGGCCACAAGAUCUCAUGGGAUAUCUGGUCUCCCCUCAACAAUUGCAGGUCUAUCAACAGAACUCAAUGUUGCCACCUUUGACUACAUCUAUGGGGUUGACGCUGCCAAAUGGCUACACGGCUUACCUGCCCGUUCAGCAACCAGAAUAUAAAUCCAGCGACUUUUCGUCUGAUAUCUCGGCACGGUCGGACCAAACUCCUACGAUGACAUCGAGGUCUUCGGUUUCCCAGCCACCGCCACGAUCGGCUUCUCGUCUGGCACCCGCCGACCGUGGUCCUCUGAUUGUAGAUGGUUCGGUGCCACCCAGUGAACCGCGUGCGUCGUCAUACACAAAUGAUUUGAUAGACCCGUAUACUGCCGUGACUCACUAUACCUCCACAUCGGAUGAUCAUAAUAUCAAUACGCCCGCCAGCUUUUCUGAUUCACUGUCUCAGGACUUUCGAGAUCCGGGCCCUUUCGAGUUGGAGCCACCAUCCAAUUUCAUUCGCCCGUCGCAGUUUGAGGUACAACAGAUGACAAACGGCAACGGUGAAUCACAGUCGGAUAAGAUGAAUGGUCAGCCUGAGCUUCUUGCUAGUCGAUUGCAAAAUUACCACCUGUCGAACGCGGAAAAGCUUGCUCAGACGCACGCUUCAAGCAAGACCUCUAUUAAUAAAUCGAAUACAGCGCACCAGUCAGGCAAAGAAACACAUCAGCCGCCUCAGCCCAAGAACUCAGGAUCAUCCAACGACAAAGCCUCCAAUGGGUCACAUUCAAAUGAGCCACGGCGGCAACCGUCCAAGCGGCGACCAAAUGGUGGGGAGGCUUCUGAAAAGGCUAAUGGUGUGAAUCACAAUCAUAACCAUCAUCAUGGCCAUGCCCAUAAGCCCAAGUCCAAGGGACGACACGAUGCGUCACAUAAUCACUCGUCCAAUGCGCCGAACGACUCCAAGGACAGGCAUGGUGAUCACCCACCUAAGAAAGCAGGCGGAGCCACCACGAACGGUACAACCGAGAACAGCCACGGAUGGCAGACGACCAAGAAAAAGCACCGCAGGACCCCCAAAUCAUCUGCUGAGACUCGGAACGGUGUCCACAAUGGCCCCGACCCGAUUCCUGUAGAUGAAUCUUUGCGAAAAGGUGGCUGA